CAUCGGUUGUUUUCCACAUUCAACCUCGACGUUUUUAAUAUUAAUAUUAUUAAUAUUAAUAAUUAAGUGUAAUAAUACUAUUAAUACUACUAAGAACGGCUUCCAAAUAUUUGGUGGCUACAUCAUACAUCCACGUGCACUGAACUCAAUUGAGGGUAGAUUGGAAAUUGCACUGAUUCACUACAAUGCAGCAACAACAGAUUAUGCCCCGAGUUGGACCACCUGGGACACCAACUGGUUCCUCGUCGCGUACAAUGUCGUUUGUUGACAAGCAAAAAUACAUUGAAGACUAUGACUUUCCCUAUUGUGAUGAAUCUUCGAAAUAUGAGAAAGUUGCGAAAAUUGGUCAGGGUACAUUUGGCGAAGUAUUCAAAGCCAGAGAAAAGAAAAGCAAUAACAAAUUCGUGGCCAUGAAAAAAGUUCUUAUGGAUAAUGAAAAAGAAGGUUUCCCCAUCACUGCCCUCAGAGAAAUUAGAAUCCUGCAGCUUUUGAAACAUGAAAAUGUUGUCAACUUAAUAGAGAUUUGUCGCACUAAGGCAACGGUCAGCAAUGGAUAUCGUUCAACAUUUUAUUUGGUUUUCGAUUUUUGUGAACACGAUUUGGCUGGUUUGCUGUCAAAUAUGAAUGUUAAAUUUAGUUUAGGUGAAAUUAAGAAAGUAAUGCAACAAUUGUUGAAUGGUCUCUACUAUAUACACAGUAAUAAGAUAUUACAUCGUGACAUGAAGGCUGCCAAUGUUCUUAUAACCAAACAUGGUGUCCUCAAGUUGGCCGAUUUUGGUCUGGCCCGUGCCUUUAGCAUACCCAAAAAUGAUGCAAAAAAUCGUUAUACAAAUCGUGUGGUCACAUUGUGGUACAGGCCACCGGAACUGCUGUUGGGUGACCGAAAUUAUGGACCACCUGUGGAUAUGUGGGGAGCUGGUUGCAUUAUGGCAGAAAUGUGGACACGUUCGCCUAUAAUGCAGGGAAAUACUGAACAACAACAGUUGAUAUUAAUUUCUCAGUUAUGUGGUUCCUUUACCCCGGACGUGUGGCCUGGUGUGGAAAAACUGGAGCUAUACAAGACCGUUGAAUUGCCUAAGAAUCAAAAUCGCCGGGUUAAAGAACGUCUAAGGCCAUAUGUAAAGGAUCCCUAUGGCUGUGAUUUAUUAGACAAACUGUUAACUUUAGAUCCGAAAAAACGUAUCGAUGCUGAUACCGCCUUAAAUCAUGACUUCUUCUGGACUGAUCCAAUGCCCUGUGAUUUGGGUAAAAUGUUAUCACAUCAUUUGCAAAGUAUGUUUGAGUAUUUGGCCCAGCCACGGCGGACAAAUCAAAUGCGUAAUUAUCAUCAACAAAUGGCGACAAUGAAUUCAAAGCCUCCCGAUAAUACCAUGAUAGAUAGAGUGUGGUAAAAUCUUUUAGAAUAUGUUCGUCUGUUAGUUGAAGGUCAGCUAAUAUCAUAUUUAUAGAAGUUAUAUGAAACAAAUUAAUACUGAUUUUGUCAUUGAAUUUUAUACAGAGUGUUUGGUUCGAAAGUAUCCCAAACAGAAUAUAUUUUAUUACAAUUAUUUCUAAGUGUUCUUGUACUACCUAAUAGCUUGUAAGAAAGUGUUAUAAUUUGAAUUUAGAGUUUUUUUUUCAAUUCCAUUUUUAAAGAAAUUUAUUUGUACCAAAAACAAAUAAAACCAACAUUAAGUGAACAAUUUGAGAA
Musca domestica (house fly) is the source of this 1690-nucleotide messenger RNA. It is a transcript of the gene Cdk9, whose product is annotated as cyclin-dependent kinase 9. The transcript is spliced from 3 exons. Gene Ontology annotation, cellular component: nucleus. Bases 186 to 1391 code for a protein of 401 amino acids. The record is from RefSeq and is a predicted model, not a curated record. Gene Ontology annotation, biological process: protein phosphorylation. NCBI's taxonomy places the organism in Eukaryota, Metazoa, Arthropoda, Insecta, Diptera, Muscidae. Gene Ontology annotation, molecular function: cyclin-dependent protein serine/threonine kinase activity; ATP binding.